Trypanosoma brucei brucei TREU927 is the source of this 951-nucleotide messenger RNA. RefSeq names its product endonuclease V, putative. Gene Ontology annotation, cellular component: nucleolus; cytoplasm. Bases 1 to 951 code for a protein of 316 amino acids. Gene Ontology annotation, molecular function: single-stranded RNA binding; RNA endonuclease activity producing 5'-phosphomonoesters, hydrolytic mechanism. Gene Ontology annotation, biological process: DNA repair. The transcript has a single exon. The record is from RefSeq and is a predicted model, not a curated record. NCBI's taxonomy places the organism in Eukaryota, Euglenozoa, Kinetoplastea, Trypanosomatida, Trypanosomatidae.
AUGGGUGUGGGAGAAAUGAGUGAAGUUACCGCGACAAAGUUGGACAUGUGGGCUUCCAUGCAAAAAAGGUUGGCCGCUGAGGUGUGUGUACCCAACACCAAUGGAAUGGUGGAACUUUACGAGGAAGGUACUGAGUGUGUAAAGGCUCCACGCGACUCCUUCUUGCUUCCCCACCACCUUGUGGAAGAGUUUGCAUCUUCUGCAAUUGGACCACAACUUGAACGCGAUGAACGCCGUCGGGGAAGGCACUCCCCUCCCAUUCUCCGCCACGUCGGCGGCGUUGACAUAUCCUUUAUUCAGGGAGGUGAUACCGCAGUUGCUUGUCUUGCCGUGAUGGAGUAUCCGUCUAUGAAAGUGUGCCGUACUUUUGUUCAGCGUUGUGAGGUCAAGGAACCAUAUAUAACGUCUUACCUCGCGUUCCGGGAGGCGGGCCCACUGGUGCAGUUGAUUGAGAGCGUACGUGAUGAGUUAUUUGAAGAGGCAUGUUUCCCCCAACUUCUACUAGUUGAUGGUUGUGGCGUGCACCAUCCACUUCGAUGUGGACUUGCAAGUCACUUGGGAGUUGUAUUGGAUAUUCCCACCGUUGGAUGCGCUAAGAAGUUCCUGUCGAUAGAUGGGAUUACACGCGACUCUAUGGAUGCUCGUUUUGCAGAGGAACACACCGUAGCAUCACGUCGAUUUGAAGGUACAUACCUUUCCAGUAGCUCGGGGGUGUGCGAGGCUUGCUUCGUACCUAUAAUUGGCGAGAGUGGAAGACUUUGGGGUUAUGCGGCUACGCCCAACCGUCGAGUUAAAAACCCCAUUUUCAUUUCGCCUGGGAACCGCGUCGGAUAUGCAGAGGCCGCAGCGCUGGCUGUUUCCAUGUGCAAAUAUCGUGUUCCCGAACCCAUCCGCGCUGCCGACUUGCACUCGCGUGAGUUUAUCCGACGGAUUCAACUAAAUGAAUGCUGA